Molecule: messenger RNA, 752 nt
Organism: Austrofundulus limnaeus
Lineage: Eukaryota; Metazoa; Chordata; Actinopteri; Cyprinodontiformes; Rivulidae
Product: protein ecdysoneless homolog
Exons: 4
Coding region: 205-714 (169 amino acids)
Cellular component (GO): nucleus
Source: RefSeq, a predicted model, not a curated record
UUAAUAAAAAAACAUGUUAAAGUUUUUCAGGGAAGUCGAACAGAGAUCAGGGACGGACCUAAACAAUGACAUUAACGUGACAACAACGCUUACUAAAUGAGGAAAGCCUAAGUUUAUUUCAUUUAACUUCUUUUUCUGAACUGAUAAGAAUCCGGACAGCACCUUCAUAAAAUUCCACAUUUAGUWACAAGUCAAGUUACCACAAUGGACGCCCUGCAGAGGAGGAUGAUUCAGGACGAUAUGGUCCAGUACAAACUGUUCUUGAUCCAGGCUGACGGUUCAACCUGUCAUCAGGCAGAAGAACGUCUCAAACACCUGAUAGAGGAAGUUUUAGCAAAGGUCGCUCCGCUUUURGUGCAAUACAUCUGGCAGCAUCAGUCAUUCAACCUCAGAUGUCAUCCCGAGAAAGGAGAUGUUCCAGCUCACAUUGGAGGCUGCACUCAGUUUGGAGACAACAUCGAGGACGAAUGGUUUAUUGUUUACCUCUUGCAGCARAUUACAGAGGCUUUCCCAGAACUUGCAGCCAAAAUUGAGGACAACGACGGGGAGUUUCUUCUUAUUGAAGCAGCAGAUUAUCUUCCCAAAUGGCUGAACCCAGAGACCAGUGAAAACAGAGUCAGUCAUGAUGUGAUGGACAAAAUAUUUUGUACAUUCAUUAUAGUUCUAAUGGAGAUAUGUUAUUUUAGGAUUCUUGUUUUUUACUGUAUUGACUAGGGCUGUGUAUUGGCAAGAAUUUGGCCAUACGAGACAUA